This is a messenger RNA of Mugil cephalus (flathead mullet), 5006 nucleotides long. It is a transcript of the gene pik3cg, whose product is annotated as phosphatidylinositol-4,5-bisphosphate 3-kinase, catalytic subunit gamma. The coding region runs from base 90 to 3548 and encodes 1152 amino acids. Gene Ontology annotation, cellular component: cytoplasm; phosphatidylinositol 3-kinase complex, class IA; phosphatidylinositol 3-kinase complex, class IB. Lineage: Eukaryota; Metazoa; Chordata; Actinopteri; Mugiliformes; Mugilidae. Gene Ontology annotation, biological process: phosphatidylinositol-3-phosphate biosynthetic process; phosphatidylinositol-mediated signaling; phosphatidylinositol 3-kinase/protein kinase B signal transduction. The record is from RefSeq and is a predicted model, not a curated record. The transcript is spliced from 25 exons. Gene Ontology annotation, molecular function: 1-phosphatidylinositol-3-kinase activity; 1-phosphatidylinositol-4-phosphate 3-kinase activity.
CGAGCGAGGAGGGGAAGUGCUCGUCACAACGGAGCGGGUCGCGCAAUUGGUCCCCGUCGGCGUCCAUCAUCAUUCCUGUCGGCGACAAGAUGAGACCACUGGGGUUGCUGGACUACAUCAUAAAUGCCGAAUUCUUCGCCCAAGGCUGCGGGUUUCGUUGCCGUCUGCGUUCAUUGGCGAUGGACAGGCGGCAGAUCCAGGUGAGCGACGACGAGCUCGAACCGCUGAGAGACCAGACCCGGAGGAGGAGGAGGAAGAAGGCCAUCACCUCGUCCUCCUGCACCUCCAUGGACCAGAUAACCGUUGAGUUCUUACUGCCCACCGUGGCGCGGGGCGGGAGCAGCCCGGACUCCCUGCAGCUGGAGGUGGCCGGAAACUGGACGGUGGAACAGGUGAAAGCUCAGGUGUGGCUGAAGGCGGUCACUUUAAACAUCUGCCCUGACUUCUACCAGCGGCUUUCUCCUGACCACUGCAUCCUGCUCUACCAGAAAAAGGGAAAUGUUUGCGAGAUCUAUGACAAGCACCAGGUCUUCCAGACGUUAGACUGCAUUCGCUACUGGAGAGCCCUGAAGAAGGACAUGGGGCGAAUUCAGCUGGUCCCCCGUCCGCAGCAGUCUGACGAGUCCCUGCAUUACCAGCGCUACCUAAACUACCUGAUAGGCUACGACGUGACCGACGUCAGCAACGUUCACGACGACGAGCUGGAGUUCACGCGCAGGAAGCUGCUGACGCCGCGGCGUAUCGAGCUGUCCGAUCGAUGCCCCAAGCUCUACUCAAUGGACCCCUGGAUGACCCGCAAGCCACUGCCUGAGCACCUGCUCUCCAAGGUCAAUAACGGCCACAUCCUGGUGGUGAUCCACAUCGGCACAGCCAGUCAGACCAUCAAGGUGUCCAUCGACGACACGCCGACCCAGGUCCUGGUAAGCUUUUUCACUAAGACGGCUAAUAAGAGAGCUCUGCUGGGCAUCCCUGACAACAUGUGCGAGUCAGACUUUGUGCUGCGCGUCUGCGGCAGAGAGGAGUACCUGUAUGGAGAGAAACCUCUGCAGAACUUUAACUGGGUCCGGCAGUGCCUAAAAAAUGGGGAGGAGAUCCACUUGGUUCUGGAGACACCGCCUAAUCCCAGUCUAGAUCAAGUUCAGAAGGAGGACUGGGCCCAGGUGGACGACUGCACUGGAGUGGCAGGCACCCAUGAGCAGCUGACCAUCGACGAGAAGGACCACGAGCGAGUGUUCACAAUCUCUAUGUGGGACUGUAACAGGAAGUUCAGGGUCAAGGUGCUGGGGAUUGACAUCCCAUCCCUCCCUAAAGUCCCAGAGUUUAUUGUUUACAUUGAGGCCAGCAUCUUCCACGGGCAGCAGCUCUUAGCCCAGGAGAGGACGACCUCCAAAACGUUCAGUGAGGAAGUGCUGUGGAACUGCUGGUUGGAGUUUAACAUUAAGAUCAAGGACCUGCCUAAAGGAGCACGCCUCAACCUCCAGGUGGUCUGUGGGAAGCAACCUCAGACACCAAACUCCAAAGCAGGUUCCUAUCAGGAUAAUACAUCAGGAACCGGCAGCCUUGAUGGGAAGACCAAGAGUCGCCUCCUGUACUACGUCAACCUGCUCCUGAUCGACCACCGCUCGCUCCUGCGCCAGGGCGAGUUCAUCCUCCACAUGUGGAAGAUGCCGGAGAAGAGCGAGGAGAGCAGCAGCAGCAUCAACGCCGACAAGCUCACGUCGGCCACCAACCCGGACAAGGCGUCCUCCAUGGCCAUCGCCAUUUUGCUGGACAAGUACUGCUAUCCUGUGGUGCUGCCCAAGAGCAGGGACGUGGGCCGGGAUUGCGGCGCCGGGGGUGAGGAGGCCGAGGGAGGGGAGCGAGGCCACAGAGAGAUGCCGAACCACCUGAAAAAACAGUUUGAGGCCAUUGUGGCCACCGACCCCCUGCAUCCACUCAGUCCUGAGGACAAAGAACUGCUGUGGCACUUUAGGCAGGAGUGUAUGCGAGACCCCAGAGCCUACCCGAAGCUGCUGGGAUCAGUCAGGUGGGGGAAACAGGAAGAUGUUUUGGCGACACAUCGUCUGCUGGAGCGUAGCAGUGCAUGGGACACCAGUGGCCUGGACGUCGGUCUGGCCAUGCAGCUGCUUGACUGCCACUACUCCGACGCUCAGGUUCGCUCAAUGGCCGUCAGGAAACUGGAGACGCUGGAAGACGAUGACGUGCUCAGAUAUCUGCUCCAGCUUGUUCAGGCGGUGAAGUUUGAGCCCUACCAUGACAGCGCUCUGGUUAGGUUCCUGCUGAAGAGAGCCCUGAGGAGUAAGCGUAUAGGUCAUUUUCUAUUCUGGUUCCUGCGGAGUGAGAUCGCCCAGUCCAUGCACUACCAGCAGAGGUAUGCCGUCCUGCUGGAGGCCUAUCUCAGAGGCUGCGGUGAAGACAUGCUGCAGGACUUCAGGAAACAGGUGGAUGUGACUGAGGCUCUGCAGAAAGUCACCCGCGAGGUCAAGGCCAUGUCUGCUGACAAAUAUGACGUCACAGCACAAGUGAUAUUUCAGUUGCGUCAGAAGCUGGAAACUCUGCAGUCGUCUGGUAUGCCGGACAGUUUUAGAGUCCCUUAUGAUCCAGGACUAAGAGCUGGAGCCCUGCUGAUUGAGCAGUGCAAAGUGAUGGCGUCUAAGAAGAAGCCGCUGUGGCUGCAGUUCAAAAGGGCCGACCCCACCACUCUGUCCAAAGACCCCAUAGGCAUCAUCUUCAAAGACGGUGACGACCUCAGACAGGACAUGCUCAUCCUGCAGAUUCUGCUGAUCAUGGAGUCGAUCUGGGAGACGGAGUCACUGGAUCUGUGCCUCUUACCGUACGGCUGCAUCUCCACUGGCAACAAGAUAGGCAUGAUUGAGAUCGUCAAGGACGCCACCACCAUCGCUAACAUCCAGCAGAGUGUUGUGGGAAGCACCGGAGCGUUCAAAGACGAAAUCCUCAGUCAGUGGCUCCGGGACAAGUGUGUCAGCGAGGAGAAGUUCCAGCAGGCCGUGGAGAGGUUUCUGUAUUCAUGCGGUGGAUACUGUGUGGCCACCUACGUCCUGGGUAUUGGAGAUCGCCACAAUGACAACAUCAUGAUCACUGAAUCGGGGAACCUCUUCCACAUCGACUUUGGUCACAUCCUGGGAAAUUACAAGAGUUUCAUGGGAAUCAGUAAGGAGUGGGUUCCCUUCGUUCUCACACCAGACUUCCUGUAUGUCAUGGGAACGUCGGGGAAGAAAAUUAGCUCCCACUUCCAGAAGUUCCAGGACGUCUGCGUGAAGGCUUACCUCGCGCUUCGGCAUCACACCAACCUGCUCAUCAUUCUUUUCUCCAUGAUGCUGAUGACCGGUAUGCCCCAGCUGACCAGUAAGGAGGAUAUCGAGUACAUCCGCGAGGCCCUGACCGUGGGCCGCACAGAGGACGAGGCGCAGCGCCACCUACUGGACCAGAUAGAGAUCUGUAGGGAGAAAGGCUGGAUGGUUCAGAUCAACUGGUUUGUUCAUCUGGUGCUGGGGAUCAAGCAGGGGGUGGAGAAGCGAUCCACUUAGGACACGUUCAGUUAGAAAACUGAUUUCAUGAGUCUUACAGUUAAAGUAGCACAAUACUGAAAAAUCAGCCACAUGCUGAAAAUAAAUGCACAAAAUAAUGUUUUUAAAAUACCUGCUUACAGAGCCUACAAAUGCAUUUUGGAUUUUAGAUCUUAAUAUUUUUUAUAAAGAAUAACGAGCAGAUUUACAACUAACACGUUUGUGAUGUGCCUGAAUUUAAAUGCUGUGGAAGACAAAACCAAAUCAACCGAUAACUCAGUACUGGAACUGGGACAACACAGGAGCUUCAUAUGAGGUAAUAAAGAUGACAAGAAGAAUAAAGAGCCAACAGGACUCUUGCUGAAUUUGAGCAGAAAAUAAACUGAACUUAGGAGCGUUUCAUUGAAUAGACCAAGUUUUGUUUCAUUUCCCUAAAUCAAUUCCACCAUUACAAAUAGAAGCCACCACAAAUUACCUCGCAUUUAAAAGGUCGUAAAAAGUUUUAAUGAGUGUGUUGCUAUUUGGCAAUAUGAGAAACCUUUCAAAAGUAGAAGCGAAAAGUAGAACACAUUCAUUUAAGGAGUGGAUGUCUAUAAUGUUUACAUUCAUCUUUUAAAAAAGGAACAUCAAGCUACUUCCUGUUUCCUGUUGUCUCAUUGAAACUCAUUUUGUACAAACGUUUCUCUCACAUUUCCGUCAAUAAUCAGCAUCUUUAAAUGUCACACUGAUUUAUGGAUGUUUAGCUGAAGCAGUGUUACAACAGUUUCCUUCCUCUCCACAAUAAGUAGCUAGUUAAAUGUUUUUUUUAAGGUUAAUUGACUGGUAUCCAAAAAAUGAAGUCAGACAUUUAUCGCUAAACUAUUCAAGAUGAGAGAUUUAUUAUUUAUAUAGGACCAUUCCUUCUAUUUGCACUAGUUGUUAAUGCGUUCUUGCAAAAUUUUAAUUCCGAAAAUAUGCAACUGCUGUAAAAUCGUUGAGUAGCUGCACAGCUACGUAAUACUGUUACUAUGACUACUACAGUGACUCUCAGCGCGUGCUGGUCGGUGCUGUUUUAACUUCUUCUUUUGUUCACAACCAAAGGGUCUGGAAUAUUUUGAACUCUAAAUGAAAACGGUGAAAAAAAACUAUUUUUAAUUUUCUAUGUGAGGGUAUUGUGCCUUAAAGUGUAAAAAAGAGUAGAGAUGGAGACAAAGCACAUGUUCCAGUUUAUAAAUACAUUCCGAAAUUUAUUGAACAAGAAGAAGGAGGAAAGGGUCUGAGUGUAACUGAUGCUGGUGUUGAGGUUAAAAGCUAUAAUAAGCAGGUUGAAAAUCAGUGUUUGUUUGCCUAAAAACUUGUUGGAAAGAUUGCAGUUUUGUACUAAAGCUUUUUAUGCCUGUAAAUGCUUUCAAUCGUUGAUACUGGAAAAAUGAAAUGACUGCACCAUGUUCGCUUCUCUAUGUUAUUGUGUCGGACAAUUAAACUCAUGCUACAAAUAUA